AAAUAUUUCUUAUAAAAUAAGUUUUUCUUAAAAAUUUAGACAAAAUGGGAAGUCAAGAAGUUCAAAUGUCAUCAAAAAAUGCUGAUGAACACAGUGUUGAUACAUUGGCAGAAGUCUUUAGAUGUUUUAUUUGCAUGGAAAAAUUGAAAGAUGCACAUUUAUGUCCUCAUUGUAGUAAAUUAUGUUGUUACAUAUGUAUAAGGCGAUGGUUAACUGAGCAAAGAUCUCAAUGCCCACAUUGUCGAGCUGGACUUCGUCUUCAUGAAUUAGUAAAUUGUCGUUGGGUGGAAGAGGUUACUCAACAACUUGAUACAUUACAAGCUGUAAGUAUUUCUAAUUCAAGACUUGAGGAUUCUAUGAAAGAUAGAUGCUCUAUACAUCGUGAAAAGUUAACAGUUUUUUGUUGGACUUGUCAAAAAUGUAUUUGUCAUCAAUGUGCUCUUUGGGGUGGUACACAUUCUGGACAUAUUUUCAAACCACUUGAGGAAGUAUAUGAAAGUCAUGUUAUUCAAAUUAAAUCAGAAAUAGGACAGCUAAAACACAGGCUUAUGGAAUUAAUUACAUUUAUUCGAGAAGUAGAACAACAUAUAGAGUCUAUUAGAGCAGCAAAAGAUGAAAAAGUUAGAGAAAUUAGAAGUGUUGUAGAAUUAAUAAUUGCCCGUUUAGAUUCUCAGUUAAAAACAAAACUUUUAACUUUAAUGGGUCAAAAAAAUUCAUUAGCUAUUGAAACUCAACAGUUGGAAACAUUAUUACAAAAUAUUGAUGAACUAUUACAUUCGUCUUCUCGUUCUGAACUUAUUACACGUAGUACUGAAUGGUCACAUAUUGUAUAUCAAAUUUGUAAAAAACCUAUGACUAGUUUUAAAUUUGCUACAGUGCCAGCCGAUUUUCCAAAUGAAAUUGUACCAGGGUAUGAUAGCGCAACUUUUGCAUUGCAAAAUUUUUCUCAAUUGCAGUUAAAAGGAGAUCCAGUUUAUUCUGCACCUUUGCAUGUUAAUGGAUUAAGUUGGAGAUUGAAAGUUUAUCCAAAUGGUAAUGGAGUUGUUCAAGGAAAUUACUUAUCAGUAUUUUUAGAACUAAGUACUGGUUUACAAGAAACUUCUAAAUAUGAAUAUAAAGUAGAAAUGAUUCAUCAAGGAACACAAGAUACUAGUAAGACUAUUGUAAGAGAGUUUGCUUCCGACUUUGAAAUCGGUGAAUGUUGGGGUUAUAAUAGAUUUUUUAGAUUGGAUCUUCUAGCUACAGAAGGAUAUUUAAAUACAGAAUUAGAUACUUUAAUUUUAAGAUUUCAAGUACGGUCUCCAACGUUUUAUCAACGUUGCAGAGAUCAGCAAUGGUAUAUAAAUCAAUUAUUAACUAUUCAAAAUCAAUAUGCUACGCAAAUGAAUGAACUCAAAGAAAGACUGAUGAUAGAAAUCUCACGUAGUACUGCAAUAACUUCUGAAUAUGAUGCUAUAAUUGAAAAUUCAAAUACACAGCCAAAACAACAUAAUCAAAUUGCAGGAAAAUCUAAUGAUGCAGACACUCCUUGUUCAUUAAAAACUAAUCCAAUAAUCAUUCCAGAUUCCAAUUUUAUUCUUAGAAUCUUACAAAAUGACAUAUCUACUACAUAUUCUCCAAAUGAAGUUUGGAAAAUGGUGCCAUUAUGUGGUAUAGAUAAACUAACAAAUGUAAGUCCAAUUGGAUCAAUGUCUAGAUUAUCUUUUGUCUCAAAAGCAAAUAUCGAACAAUUUUCAAGCAUUUAUAACUGUACAAACAAGACUCAAUCAAAAAUUAAUGUUCAUGAUGUAUUAAAAGAAGGAAGUACUGAUGUAGAAAGUCAUUCACCCAAAUCUUUAGAUGUAUCAUUUUCUAUUUUUAAUUUACCAUACUCCAAUGCUUCAUCAAGCAUUCACAGUAGUGCAAGCGAGGAACUAAAUGAAUAUAAUUUGUAUAUGGAUGAAUGCAGCCACAUUGAAACUAAUUUAACAUUGUUAACCAAUCAUUUAAAUGACAAUGAUGCAGAUGAUGAAACUAUUUCUGGUGAAAAUGAUAUUGAUGUUGAAACUUUAGUCCCAGUGUUACAUAAUAAAGAAAGAAUAUGUCUAAAAAAUCUAGAAAUUCCCAAUAGUAUUAAUAGAAUAGAUAAUCAUGCGAAUCGUGAAUAUCGAAGUAUUAGAGAUAUCAUAACUUUUAAUGCUGAGGAUAAUAAAAAUGCCAGUCAAAAACAUUUAUCAACUAAUCAUCAAACAUAUCUGCCAACACCAAGUGAUACAAAUUGUUCUGGUAUUGAUAGUGAUAAGAUGAUAGAAUUCGAACAACUUCUGGAACAUAUGGAAUUUUUAACCACUGACGAUGUAGCUAUAUGUGUGGAUAAUCAAAGGCAACAGCGAUUAUUAAACAGAAAAUCUAAUAGCGACUCACGAAAUAUGAAAGUCCCUUUUUCCCUUACUGAAACUUUCAACUCUAAUGAAGUUCAUGAAGCAACGGAGUCGACGAAAAAUUUAUUACCGGUUUCUAUAUCGAGUUCAAAUAAUAACAAUUGUGUUCCGUCUCCUCGCCAUUAUAAAACUUCAAAGAAGAAAUAUUCAAGUACUUCAUUUCAAAUACCUUUUAAUCCAAGUGAAAAAUUGAAUAAAAAUAUUUCUAAUAAGUGAUAAUUAACAUUG
Molecule: messenger RNA, 2648 nt
Organism: Ceratosolen solmsi marchali
Lineage: Eukaryota; Metazoa; Arthropoda; Insecta; Hymenoptera; Agaonidae
Product: E3 ubiquitin-protein ligase TRIM37
Exons: 15
Coding region: 45-2636 (863 amino acids)
Biological process (GO): protein monoubiquitination; protein autoubiquitination; aggresome assembly
Cellular component (GO): aggresome; peroxisomal membrane
Molecular function (GO): ubiquitin protein ligase binding; ubiquitin protein ligase activity; zinc ion binding
Source: RefSeq, a predicted model, not a curated record